AUGUCUCUGGGAGAUUGUGUCUCAUCGCCUUUCCUUCAUGCCGAGCUUAUAAACUCCCCAAGUCAGUAUUCGAAACUGGAUAGCUAUGAUCAAAAGCAAGAAUUAGAAAACAAGUUUUGCAGAGACUUUGCAUGCUGUGGAUUGCAAUUGAACAAUUUGCACCAGUUGCUGGAGCACUACGAAGCGUAUCAUUUGGCCCACAACAACAAUCAUAGUAACAACAGCUGUAGUGAGGAUGAGGACAAGGACCAGCUGCAUCUCAAAUCAGUGAUCGCUUUUGAUCCAAUGCAAGCCGAAUCUUUCAUGCAAUAUCAUAAUACACCUCCUCCAAAGAGACAUUUGACCACUGUUGAUUUAAACAUGCUAGAGAAUGCACAGAAAUACGCAUCCAGAACCAAAGUGCAGACCUUGGGCACCAUUGUCGAUGGAUUGCAUACGCCGAGUCUAAGUCCCAGUGAAAGCGUAGUCUCUGUAAGUCAGUGCUUUGAGCAGGAAGCGAAUAACACUGGCACUGCAAAGAUUUCAAAGAGUCACCAUGAUGAACACAUUGAAAAGCCAUAUCGCUGUUUAGUAGAAGAUUGCGACAAGGCUUACAAGAAUGCCAACGGCCUCAAAUACCAUCGAUUGCAUGGCCACUGUCCACCUUCUGAAGGUAGCGAUUCAUUGGAUGCCAACAAACCUUAUAUUUGCUCGCUUGGGAACUGCAGAAAACGAUACAAGAAUCUGAAUGGUCUCAAGUACCAUAUGGAGCAUACUCAUAUGAUCAAGAUGGCUAGCCUAAGCUCAGACAUGUUUUUAAAGAACGAUACUGUCUCACCAUCACCAUCUACUACUACAACUACCUCGACGCCUUCGCAACAAGGAGAAGAGCAGCCGUCAAUACCGUACCAUGGUCUCAAAAGAAGACUGUCGUCCUCAUCAUUAUCAUCUGCAUCUUCAUAUCAAACUUGUUUAUAA
This is a messenger RNA of Mucor velutinosus, 957 nucleotides long. Its product is annotated as cyclin-like protein interacting with PHO85. NCBI's taxonomy places the organism in Eukaryota, Fungi, Mucoromycota, Mucoromycetes, Mucorales, Mucoraceae. The coding region runs from base 1 to 957 and encodes 318 amino acids. Gene Ontology annotation, cellular component: nucleus. The transcript has 2 exons. The record is from RefSeq and is a predicted model, not a curated record.